Messenger RNA from Funneliformis caledonium, 2801 nucleotides. Lineage: Eukaryota; Fungi; Glomeromycota; Glomeromycetes; Glomerales; Glomeraceae. The record is from the annotation of a GenBank genome assembly.
GUGGACUUAUUGCAUUACUUGACGAGUCAGAAGAAGAACUUAAAAUUUACGCACUUCAAAAGUUAAAUCCUCUUGUUGAUCAAUUCUGGACCGAAAUUUCUGACGCUGUCUCUAAAAUUGAAAUUCUUUAUGAGGAUGAAUAUUUUCCUCAAAGACAAUUGUCUGCUCUUGUGGCAUCUAAAGUUUAUUAUCAUCUCGGAGAAUUUGAUGAUUCUUUGUCAUUUGCAUUAGGAGCAGGAGAGUUAUUUGACGCGUCUUCUAAAUGUAUAGAUAAGUAUAUUUCUUUACGCGUGAAAAAAUAUGAAGACCAUACUAGCGAUGUCCAAAUCGAUCCACGUUUACAAGAUGUAGUUGAGCGUAUGUUUCAAAGGUGUUAUGAUGACGGUGAAUUUGAACAAGCAAUUGGAAUUGCUUUAGAAGCUUGUCGUUCUGAUAUUAUUGAACAAGCAAUAUCCCGAGGUCCUGCCCCAGAGCUCUUGGCUUAUGUAUUGGAAGUGAGCAUGACAUUAGUACUAAAUUUAGAUUUUAGGAAUGAGGUUUUACGUUUAUUAGUGAAAUUAUACCAAAAUCUUGAGAAUCCGGAUUAUGUUUCUAUCAGUCAAUGUUUUGUUCAUUUAAAUAAUCCCAUCGAAGCAGCUAAAUUGUUAAAAGAUCUUGUUACAAAAGGGGAUGAGUAUUACUUGUUAAUGGCGUAUCAAAUCGCUUUCGACCUCGAAGAUAAUGCUACGCAAGAAUUUCUCCAAAAAGUUGUAUCAGAUUUACCAGCCGCCAAUACUAGCAUUCAUGAAAAGCCAGACAUUGAAGCAAUGGAAACUGAUGAUCAGGAAUAUUCUAUAAGUCCAACAGAUGAGAAAUACGUGAAAAUCAGACGUAUACUUUCAGGGGAAGAGUCAAUCAAAUUACACCUUGAAUUUUUAUAUCGAAAUAAUCAUACAGAUUUGCUCAUACUUAAAAAUACAAAAAGUGCGCUUGAGUCCCGAAAUUCGGUAUAUCAUUCAGCAGUCACGUUUGCAAAUGCAUUUAUGCACGCCGGAACAACAAGCGACGAGUUUCUUCGACAGAAUUUGGAGUGGCUCUCACGUGCUACAAAUUGGUCCAAAUUUAGUGCAACAGCUGCCUUGGGUGUAAUACACAAGGGGCACCUUUCUCAAGGUCUUUCUUUACUACAUCCUUAUUUGCCCCAAGACGGAGUAAGUGGAAGUUCCUAUUCGGAAGGUGGUUCUUUGUUUGCUCUAGGACUUAUUCACGCAAAUCAUGGUGCUGGUGUACUUGAUUAUUUGAGAAAUGCUUUAAAAAAUACCCCAACCGAAGUUCUCCAACAUGGAGCGUGUUUAGGGCUUGCAGCCGCAGGAAUGGCAACGGGCGAUAAUGGCAUUUAUGAGGAACUUAAGGUGAUUCUUUUUAGCGAUAGUGCUGUUGCAGGGGAAGCUGCUGGUUUGGCUAUGGGACUUGUUAUGCUUGGAACCGCUUCGAAAAAGGCGAUCGAUGAAAUGUUGCAGUACGCUCAUGAUACUCAACACGAAAAGAUUAUUAGAGGUUUGGCAAUUGGAAUUUCGCUUAUCAUGUAUGGUAAAGAAGAAGCUGCUGAUGUUUUGGUUGAGCUACUUACUCUAGAUAAAGAUCCAAUUUUACGAUAUGGUGGUAUCUAUACGGUUGCAAUGGCUUACUGCGGCACUGGAAAUAACAAAGCCAUUCGGCGAUUGUUACAUGUUGCUGUAAGUGAUGUCAAUGAUGACGUGCGUCGUGCUGCUGUCACAGCACUUGGAUUCAUUCUAUUUAGAACUCCCAAACAAGUUCCCCGAAUUGUUCAAUUAUUAUCUGAGAGUUAUAACCCUAAUGUAAGAUAUGGUGCCACAUUAGCUUUGGGAAUUUCAUGCGCUGGAACUGGUUUAAUGGAAGCAAUUGAACUCUUGGAGCCAAUGACAAAGGAUCCUGUUGAUUAUGUUCGGCAGGGUGCCUUCAUCUCUUUAGCUAUGAUUUUAAUACAACAAAAUGAUUCUAUCAAUCCUAAGGUAUCACCGACCCGUAAAUUAUAUGAAAAAAUCAUAAAUGAUAAACAUGAAGAUGCAAUGGCAAAAUUUGGAGCGGUUCUUGGCCAAGGCAUUAUUGAUGCAGGUGGUCGUAAUGUAACGAUUUCUCUGCAAUCAAAAUCCGGUCAUUUAAAUAUGCCAGCUAUUGUAGGAACGGCUGUAUUCACACAAUUUUGGUAUUGGUUUCCAUUAACCCAUUUCUUAAGUUUAGCCUUUACUCCUACAGCUAUCAUUGGUUUAAAUAAAGAUUUAAAGAUUCCAAAGUUUGAAUUUAAAUCCAAUGCGAAACCAUCGCUUUUUGCAUAUCCUGCUACUACAAAACCACCAACUACUAGUGUCGUAGAAAAGGUAGCGACUGCCGUACUUUCAACGACUGCGAAAGCGAAGGCAAGGGCCAAAAAAUCCGAAAAGGAUAAAGGAAUAGAUGUGGAUGCAAUGGAUAUGGAUGAAAAAAGGGAAAUUGCAGAAAAUAUCAAAAAGGAGGAAGAAAAGGAGGAUAAGAAAGGCAAAAAGAAAAAAGAAGAAUCAUUCGAGAUCCUUGAAAACAUGGCACGGGUUUUGCCAGAACAGUUGCAAUACAUUACAUUUAAAGACAAAUCACGCUACGUUCCUGUGAAACAAGGUAUUGUUGGCGGGAUUUUAAUGAUGAUAGAUAAUUCACCUGACGAACCAGAAGAACUAAUUUUACCAAGCGCACCUGUUGCAACCGAAGUUUCUGAAGAAGAAGAAGCUUCGCCUCCAGAACCAUUCGAAUACCCAUUUGAUGAAUAA